Molecule: messenger RNA, 1390 nt
Organism: Dioscorea cayenensis subsp. rotundata (Guinea yam)
Lineage: Eukaryota; Viridiplantae; Streptophyta; Magnoliopsida; Dioscoreales; Dioscoreaceae
Product: malate dehydrogenase, mitochondrial-like
Biological process (GO): malate metabolic process; tricarboxylic acid cycle
Cellular component (GO): cytoplasm; mitochondrion
Molecular function (GO): L-malate dehydrogenase (NAD+) activity
Source: RefSeq, a predicted model, not a curated record
GAAAACCCUCGUCCUCUUUUUCUAGGGCUUCAUUUCUCGAUCUCAAUUUUCAUCUCGAUCUCGAUCUCGAUCGAUCUCUGCGAGCUUGCUAGAUGAGGCCGUCGAUGCUCCGAUCCAUGGAGUCCGUCCUUCGCCGGGCGGCUGACGCCCGCUACUUCUCCUCCGGCGCGGGCCCUGAGCGUAAGGUCGCCAUCCUCGGCGCCGCCGGCGGCAUCGGCCAGCCCCUCUCCCUCCUCAUGAAGCUCAACCCCCUCGUCUCCCAACUCUCCCUCUACGAUAUCGCCGGAACUCCAGGCGUCGCCGCCGAUGUCAGCCACAUCAACACCGCUGCCCAGGUCGCUGGUUUCGCGGGCGAGGACCAGCUCGGUGAGGCCCUGAAGGAUUCUGACAUCGUCAUCAUCCCCGCCGGCGUCCCCCGCAAGCCUGGCAUGACCCGCGAUGAUCUCUUCAACAUCAAUGCUGGCAUCGUUAAGUCCCUUUGCACUGCCAUCGCCAAACACUGCCCCCACGCGCUUGUGAAUAUGAUUAGUAAUCCGGUGAACUCCACGGUGCCUAUUGCGGCUGAGGUGUUCAAGAAGAUGGGGACUUAUGACGAGAAGAAACUAUUUGGAGUAACCAUGCUUGAUGUUGUUCGUGCGAAGACAUUCUAUGCUGCGAAGGCUGGCGUCCCGGUUGCAGAUGUUAAUGUUCCUGUUGUUGGUGGACAUGCUGGUAUUACCAUUUUGCCGCUCUUUUCUCAGGCAACACCAUCUGCCAAUUCUUUGUCACAUGAGGACAUCAAGGCUCUUACAAAGAGAACUCAGGAUGGAGGAACUGAAGUGGUGGAGGCAAAAGCUGGAAAGGGCUCUGCAACUUUGUCCAUGGCCUAUGCUGGGGCUGUCUUUGCUGAUGCCUGCUUGAAAGGUCUCAAUGGUGUGCCAGAUGUUGUGGAAUGCUCUUUUGUCCAAUCUAACAUCACUGAAUUACCAUUCUUUGCCUCCAAGGUAAGGCUGGGUAAGAAUGGUGUUGAGGAUAUACAUGGAUUAGGGCCCCUAUCUGAUUUCGAGAAGCAAGGUUUGGAAAGUCUCAAGGAAGAGCUGAAAGCCUCCAUCGAGAAGGGUAUCAAAUUUGCAAAAGAAAAUUAAUAUAUUUGAUUGUAGUGGUUGUGAGACCCAUAUCAAAUUUUGCAUUUUAUGUUCGACAGACAUUUUCUAAGAGUUGCCUUGACUGUUGACUGCAGUCGAUUAUUAGGCUUUAGAUCAAGAAUUUAUAUUAAUAAGGCUCGGAAAUUGACAAAUUGUGGAAGAGGCACUCCAAACUAUUGGUUUUAUGGUUCUUGACAAGGCUAUAUCAUAUAUGCUUAUUUAUUCUGACUCGGAGUAAUUAUCCAGUUACCAGUGUUUUUCUCUGA